AACACAAAAUUAAGGUGUUACAGUGAUUUAAAAUCUCGGGUGACGUCACUUACAAGUAAGGUUUUACUAGCAAGUGAGGUUUUUAUCGUCCCCGACCAUAAUUAAACACUUUUUAUCUCCCUUAAUUUAUAGUGAUCCAAUAUUUUUUGGAAAUCGGUCUGACGGACUAAACAGAUUUAUACUAUUAGAUUUUGUCAAAUUCUCUAUGUCGGUGUGGAAGACGUUGUGUAGCAUAGAGCUGCAUAUAUCAUUUCUACUUUGUGGCAUUUCUAAUGGCUACUUGAAUGCCUUACAAUAGUGGCAUUGUUGUUUUCUACUGAAACCUUUUUUGUUAUACAUGUCACCUGUUAAUUCUACAUUCACUACUCAUGUGGAGUUGAGAUUAUGUUAAGUAUAAUAUGAUUAUGAAUUCAAAUAAAAAGCGCAAUAAACGCAGGUAAUGAUCAUCAAGAGGUAAGGUGAGAUUAUGAAAACAUAUAUUUGAAGUUCAUUUAAAACGAUCUAUUGGUGCGAAAUGGAUUAUAAUCGUUGACAAUUACAAGUUUACAAAAUUCAUAAAACAAAUGAGGACUUCCUUUUAUUAAUGUAGGUUAAUGAUACUUUUAAUAUAGAUUUAUUACGCUAUUUAUAAUUUAGGUAACUAAUAAAUGUGAAAUACAGCGCUUCCUAUGUAGUCCUUGUAGAGAUUUCAAAACAGCUGGGACCCAGCAGUGUACUUAUAUUGAUUAAGGGCUAGGCAUUAAGAUUAACAAACAUGGAUUGUUUAAAGUAAAAGUUUCAAUAUACCGAUACAUUAUUAAAUGAUGCAACGGUUUACUCACGCGUAUUUAUCGGGGUUUUCCGACUAGUUUCGGACCCAAAAAUACUAUCAAAAUAAACCGAUACAGAUAUUAUAUUUUUAUACCAUACUAUAUUUACCUAUUGAUCAAUAUGUAACAAUCUUGUGUGCCACUAUUAUUUUUAUGACUAUUGUAUUGUAGGAACUACACAUAAGUAACUAAGCUUUUUAUAAUGUAGUUUCUAUACAAAUAAGGAUGUAAUUAUUUACCUUGUAUACAAUAUAUUAUAUGCGAAUGGAGCUGAGAUCAUAGAUCUCUUCAAUAUUGUUAUUGAAGAGAUCUUUGAUCGAAUAUUGUAUUUUUAUUGAUAUUUCUUUUAGAACAGUAAGAUUUCUGACAACAUUUAUUCACGCCUCUCUAGGCAAUAUUUCAAUAGUGGUUAGCGGUGGCAAACCUUCAAAUGUUUGGAGACUCAUCUCUAAACAUUCGAACGUUUGCUAACACGUCAGUCACGUGACUUAAGGAAACGUCAUUUCCAUACAUUUGUUCGUUCCCUAUUGACGUUAACGAUUUUAUAAAUUUUACUGAGUUCAAUAAGCUGUACUUGUUAAUGAAAGGAGAAAUACAUGUUUUGUACUUUUGGUAUACCACUUUGAUGAGUUUCAUUUGGAUUCCUCAUUAUAAAAGCUAGUUGGGAUAAAGUCUUCAAUUGACCCUUGCUUAAUAUCUUUAGAUACCGCAGGAACGCGAUGCAGGCCACUACGAAGUCCGGCAGGGAAAGGGCAGACACCUAAUCAAGUGGUAGUAAUCAGCUAUAACCGAUAUAAUAAAAUAAUGAAUCGAAUACUAUUUAGGUAUAUGUAGACUUCAUGAUUAGUUAUUUCAUAUCAGAUCUGAUGUACAAAAAUAAGCUAAUGCACGUCAUAAGGAUGAUUAAUUGGUGUGACGAAAUUGAAUAAUGAGACUGAAACUGUUAGUUCGAAGCCAUUCAUGUGUGAAAAUGACCCGUGGGCCCACGAUAGUGCGAGUGGCUCCGAGUGGCGGCGGCGGUGCUAGGGGCAUCAAGUGCUGUUGUUGUCGUUGCUGUGAAUGUCUCAAUCUAGGAUACCUGACUACUCAUCAUGGACUCAUAAAGUUAGCUGAAGCUAUGUUAGGCGGGCUGUGCCAGAGUCUGCUCGUGAAGUAUGGCAUGUCGGAGGCCAGCAGUAUGGGCUCCGCCUUCCACGGGUUCCUCACGACCGCCUCCGCCUGUCUCCUUACUACCGCACUCCUCAUUGCGUGUUACGUACUCUCAUCAAACACCCAACAACUCAUACGGCAAUCCAUCUUUGAAUGCCUGUUUAAUGCUGUGGCGUGCUUCCUGUACCUAUCAGCAUCAUCAUACAUGGGUGUAGCGGUGAACAUCUACCUGUAUCCCCGGUACGCGCUUGUUAACAUGUACGCCGCGUAUCCCGCCAUGACCGCUGUCUACUAUAUCGGUGUGGUGGUAGGAAUACUCCACGGCGUGGAUGCAUACUUGUCUUACAAAUACCACAAAGGUUAUCGGUGAAAAGCUGACAGCCUACGCAAGAUUCUUCUAUAUUUUUAUAAUGCUCUUUACCAAAUUAUGUAACACUUCAUUCCAGUUAAUGAUAUAUACGUGCUUUCAGCGUGUUGAAAGAGAAUGUGUCAAAUUUCAAAUUACACUUCUGUGCACGGAAAAAAAGGACAAGAAAGAUUUGUCCAUCUAAGUAUACAAAUUUUAAAUCACGGAUUCCGUAAAACCUAAUUUUUGAGAUACUAGUGCGGCUUCCUUAUAAAAA
Messenger RNA from Trichoplusia ni (cabbage looper), 2581 nucleotides. Its product is annotated as protein singles bar-like. The record is from RefSeq and is a predicted model, not a curated record. Lineage: Eukaryota; Metazoa; Arthropoda; Insecta; Lepidoptera; Noctuidae. The transcript is spliced from 6 exons. The coding region runs from base 1738 to 2328 and encodes 196 amino acids. Gene Ontology annotation, cellular component: membrane.